Messenger RNA from Salvia hispanica, 2812 nucleotides. RefSeq names its product transmembrane protein, putative (DUF288). Lineage: Eukaryota; Viridiplantae; Streptophyta; Magnoliopsida; Lamiales; Lamiaceae. The record is from RefSeq and is a predicted model, not a curated record.
UGUAGUUACAACUGCCUGUCUUAGAUUCAAUCUUAAGGCAAAACCAGCUCCACUAUCCCCUUUUCUGUCGGCAGCUCUCCCCACCCCCUCUAACGAGAUUCAGACCAAACAACAAAUCCACACUGUAGUCAAUGCUACACUGAAUUUCCCAAGACUCAAACUUUUUUCUUUUCUCACCGCCACACCAUUUCCCUUCUUCUGUCUCUUGGUUUCUUGGUGGGGGUUUCAAAAUUCAACUCUUUACACUCGAAUUGAUUGAACCCCCGAAAAUAUGCUAGUCCAAGAUCGCAUUUUGCCCACUUCUGAUUCGCCCAAACUCCACAAUCAUCGCAAACCCUUUUCCAUUACGUCCAAGAAUCUCGAUCUAUCCACGUGGGCCUCCGAGAAUCUCUACAAGAUCGUCACGAUUCUCCUCCUCAUCGCCACCGUCGCCGCCCUCUUCUUCCUCCGCAACUACUCCACCGCCGGCGGUGACGCCGCGGCGCUGCUCUGCCUCCAGUCCACGCAGUCCCGCACGAUUCAUCCCAAGUUUCCGAAUAUUAAUUGGAACUCUAUCGACCGCAUUGUUGACAAAUCCACGCCGUUUGCUAACUUUCGAUCGGAGAAAUGGAUCGUCGUCUCUGUAGCGGAUUACCCUUCCGAUUCUUUGAAGAGAAUGGCUAGGAUUAAAGGAUGGCAAAUUCUUGCCAUCGGGAAUUCUAGGACUCCCAAAGAUUGGGAAUUGAAAGGGGCGAUUUAUUUAUCAUUGGAAACACAAGCUCAAUUGGGGUUCAGAGUGGUUGAUUACUUGCCUUACGAUUCAUAUGUUCGUAAAACUGUUGGUUACUUAUUUGCCAUCCAACACGGUGCUCAAAAGAUCUAUGAUGUUGAUGAUAGAGGCAACGUGAUAGAUGACGAUAUAGGAAAGCAUUUUGAUGUUGAGUUGGUUGGUGAGGGUGCUAGACAAGAGGUUAUUUUGCAGUAUAGUCAUGAGAAUCCCAAUAGGACCGUUGUGAACCCUUAUAUACAUUUUGGGCAGCGGUCUGUUUGGCCGAGGGGGUUGCCGUUGGAAAAUGUGGGUGAUAUUGGCCAUGAGGAGUUCUACACGGAGGUCUUCGGGGGGAAACAGUUUAUACAACAGGGUAUUUCCAAUGGGCUACCUGAUGUCGAUUCUGUAUUUUACUUCACUAGGAAGGCUUCUUUGGAGGCGUUUGACAUUAGGUUUGAUGACCGUGCCCCUAAAGUGGCAUUCCCUCAGGGAACAAUGGUGCCUGUCAAUUCAUUUAACACGAUAUUCCAUUCGUCUGCAUUUUGGGGUUUGAUGCUUCCUGUGUCGGUUAGCACAAUGGCCUCUGAUGUCUUGAGGGGGUAUUGGGCACAGAGACUUUUGUGGGAGCUUGGUGGAUACGUUGUGGUAUAUCCACCCACUGUUCAUCGGUAUGACAAAGUUGAAGCAUACCCUUUUUCAGAGGAGAAAGAUCUUCAUGUGAACGUGGGGCGUCUGAUCAAUUUCUUGGUGGCGUGGAGAUCUAGUAAGCAUAGGCUGUUUGAGAAAAUCUUGGAGUUGAGUUACGUUAUGGCCGAGGAAGGCUUUUGGACGGAAAAGGACCUGCAUUUCACUGCUGCUUGGCUUCAGGAUCUUCUUGCUGUCGGUUACCAGCAGCCUCGUCUGAUGACACUCGAAUUAGACCGGCCAAGGGCAACCAUUGGUCAUGGCGACCGGAAGGAGUUUGUUCCUCAAAAGUUACCAUCUGUGCAUCUUGGAGUUGAGGAGAUCGGAACAGUGAAUUAUGAAAUUGGGAACUUGAUUCAUUGGAGGAAGCAUUUUGGGAAUGUAGUGCUCGUGAUGUUCUGCAGCGGACCUGUUGAGCGUACUGCAUUGGAAUGGAGGUUACUAUAUGGCAGGAUAUUCAAAACAGUUAUUAUAUUAUCUAAGGAGAAAAAUACAGAUCUUGCCGUGGAAGAAGGCCAAUUGGACUAUGUUUACAAGUAUUUGCCAAAGGUUUUCGAGAGAUACUCCAGUGCAGACGGCUUUCUGUUUCUGCACGAUGAUACCAUUCUUAAUUACUGGAACUUGCUCCAAGCUGACAAGUCUAAGCUCUGGAUCACAAACAAGGUGUCCAAGUCGUGGACAACUGUCUCGGUUUCUGGGAACUCGGAUUGGUUUGUGAAGCAAGCUGAUAUGGUGAAGAAAGUGGUUGCUGCAAUGCCUGCUCAUCUUCAAGUCAAUUAUAAAGAGAGUGUAAAAGAUCACCAAAACCUCGUAAUCUGCAACUCGGAAGUGUUCUACAUCCCCCGACGUUUUGUUGCUGACUUCACUGAUCUUGUCAAUCUCGUGGACGAGAUGGACGUCCAUCACAAAGUUGCUAUACCAAUGUUCUUUUCAGCAAUGGAUACGCCUGAAAACUUUGACUCGGUACUCAACUCAAUGAAGUAUAAGCAGAAGCUACAGAGCAACUCGACGUUGUUCUACUCUCCCGAAGCCCCUGCCAUUCACCCCUGGAGUGUGACGAGCGAGCACGACUUCAUCAAGCUGAUCAGAAUCAUGGCAGCCGGGGAUCCUCUGUUGAUGGAGCUCGUUUGAUGUCGAAAAUAAAGUUAGACUUUUUUCCUGCAGUUAUGUAUUCAGUUUCAUCGACAAUAAAUACAUACUACACAAAGUUUUUGUUUGUACUAAUAUUCUUUCAGGAGGAAGAAGGCUUCCUUUGUAGAUUUUGUAUUUUGGAAGCAUUGCUUAGGUGUAGAUCUUGCCUAGAAACAGUCAGUUUUGCUUUGGUAUGUUUUCUUGGAAAAUGUAAUGUGUACAUUCGAUUUAAUGUUCAUUCUUACAACA